Molecule: messenger RNA, 3252 nt
Organism: Seriola dumerili (greater amberjack)
Lineage: Eukaryota; Metazoa; Chordata; Actinopteri; Carangiformes; Carangidae
Exons: 3
Coding region: 133-2871 (912 amino acids)
Source: RefSeq, a predicted model, not a curated record
GGUGAGUGCAUUGCAACAGAUGAAUCUUUGUGUAAUGCUCAGAAAUUAUUUAAUUCACCAGCUGCAGCACAAAACAGUGAGACUGCAAAUGUAAGACAAGGAUUUAAUAUUUAUCCAGAAAGCCCAAAACAAAUGAGGUCCAACAAACAUGUAAUCAGACGUUCAGCAUCAUUCAAUGAUAGCGCUGUUGUGUCAUCUUCAGAUGACAAAGGAUCUGAAGUGGCUGCUAACAUGCAAGUAGAGCAGGGUGUUGCACUAGCUGCUCAACAUUCAGUAACUUCUGAGGUGCCAGUAAGCCAAAAUGGCAAUACAGAUAACACUGGGAUGCCAACAGAUCCAAAGGCCUAUGUUUGUGACCUGUCCUCAGUCCCAACAACCCCAUGGACAAUUGCCACAUUAACCAAGUUGAUCCUGGAUGCUGAAAAAGCCCAGAUGGAGUUAGAAGAUUUUACAAAGUUUGAUUCUGUAAACAAAGUAUUAAGAAUGUUCUGGGAUGGCCAAGGUAAAAAUUUGGCUUGUAAACUCAAGGCAGGCUGGUAUAAGGAUCUAAUCACUGAGAUUAAAGAAUUUGGCAAAAAACAUUUAACACCAGACUGCGUCAUACUAUCACAAGUAACACAAAGCCCUGAGAAGCAACUCAAAAGCUACCAUGUCCUCAAAGAUAAUGAAACUUAUUCAGAACUGCCCUACAAAUCAUCAUGGUUGAAUGUCAACGAGCAGGUAGAUGACAUUGAUAAAGAGUUUGGCUUCCCGUGGUCAUGGAUGCAUCGUUUUCACAUGCUUGAGAGUCUUAGCCACUCAGAUCAGGUUGGGAUGGUCAACAGCAUCCCUGCACAAGUCGUAAAUAAGGUGCCAAAUGAAGUCUUGUCACAAACAGAGCUUGAACCUGUGGACUCAGGUGAAGAAAAACAAGCAUCCACUGCUGAAGAUAUCUCAACUCAAACUUCUUCUCCUAGUAAGAAGGAAAGUUAUGAUUCCAGUGACCCAUACUACUCGUUUGAAAUCCAUGUUUUGCCUCCAGAAGAGGCCAAAAUAAUCUUUGGCCAAAUUUCAUCAAGCCAAAGUUCUCUAACAUCAGGAACCUCAUCCACCAAUGAGUUUCCUGAUGUUAGAUAUGUCACAUUGAGCGAGCCAAAACUGAAGAAUGAGGUAGCCUUGUCAAUAGAACACAUUUGCUGCAUUGAUAAGUGGCUGGAAAAAUUUGGUGGGUCUGAUCAGAGUAAAUGCCGGUGCAAUGAAGAGCAAAGCAAUAAAGACUGUACUGACAAAGCCCUUGAGAAGGAAGAGAUGACUGUACCAAAGAACGAUAAACCGUGUGCCAUCAGGUCUGACAGUCAGUUCCACUCUCCCGUUGAAGGACAGGAUCAAGCGAAGGUUCGGGAGAACAUUGAUAAUCCAGUUCCAACAUAUAGCUGGCCUGAUCUAUGCAAUGAUCUCAGUCUAACCACUGAAUUGAUUGCAGAUGACCACAAACCUGACUCAUUUUCUGACGAAGAAGCAAAGAACAUUUCCCAGAUAAGCAUAAACAACAGCCAGUCAAGCGAUAUACUCAUAAGUGAAACCGAAGCGGAAGAUCUCUCCAGCAGUGAAAUUCCCAGCCAGAUCCCAGAUUCUGGCAAUCUGAUGUCAGACCCUGAGGAGGAGUGUUUACAAAAUCAGCUGAAAUCAGCAGGAAGUAAUCAGUCAAGUUGUUCAGACAAUGGCAAGAAAGAAAUCCAAAAGGUCUCCAACAGUGAAGCUGCGAGCCACAUGUCAGACCCUGAAGAGGAUUGUGCACAAGCUCAGCUGACUUCUACAGAUGUGGCAGAGUCAUCAUUGGAAAUUAAAAAAGGACAAACUGAAAUUAGUGCAAAGACAACUUUCAGUUUUAGUCAAAGACAUGAAAGUGUUAAAAGAAAGAAGAAGACACAGAGCAGUAAUGAGUGGAGUUUUCCAUUCCUGAAGAAAUUAAAGAAAUACAGACCCUCUGUUAAUCUGGAUGCACAGCCUGUCUUAAAGGGUUCAGAAUGUAAGAAGGGUUUUGUUGAUGCUGCUGAUAGUGAACCUUCAGCCUCAGAUGUCAGAACUGUAGAACUGGUGCUGUUUGGCUCAACACAUCAAGGGAAGGGCGUUUUAACUCGAGACAGAAAGCACCAUGUUUCAUCUUUAGGGUCUUUGUCUGAAGCAGUAGAGAGGCCUCCAGCUGUUCUCUCUGUGGCUCUCAAUCCCUCAAGGAGAAAGUCCAGUGUUCCUGCAUUAGAACAUUCAGUCAAACAUCACAUUUAUGAAAAAUGGAGGAGAAGUUAUCUACCAACUAAAAUUAGGCACAGAAGGAAGCUGACAACAAAGAAAUAUACUUCUUUAUCUGGGGUGAAUCUGAAGAAAGUUGAAACAGCUGUCCCCACCAAUACCAAGGAGCUGCCAGAUGCCUCUGAAAGGAGGACCUGCAAUGGAAAUACCAAGCGCUCCCUGAGUCUGAAGAGGAAGAAAUCUUUCGCUAACAACCUUAGGGAGGAGAAGAUGAUGAAGCAUGCGUUUACACUCAAACGGCCCCAUCAAGAGAGAAGUGACGCUGAAAAUGGAAGCCAUGCUGUGAUGCCUCUAGAGGAGAACAGUGUCCUGAGGUUCAGUGUGUUACCAAACACCUUCAACUUUGUAGAUGGAUCCAAAAGGAGAAGGGAAUCCACUGAUCCCGUGUCGGAUAACGCUGACUUUGUUGAGAGAAAGGACAAGAGCCCCUGUAUAACUAUCUCGAGGGCAAAAGGUACAUGGUUUGCAUGUCCUGAGAAGAAGUAUUAUCCUCUACACUCGCCCUCCGUCCCCAAGACCUCCAUCGUCUUCCAGGAGUUUCAGAAGAAAUACAUAGAGAAGACACAGCCAUCCACAGCCUAAUACCAUAACAAGCCGAGAGAUUUUGAGUCAAAUAUUUUUCUGCUCUCUGGGAAAUUCUUCCUUUUGUGUUUUUGUAAUGUGUAUUCAAGCAAAUUGAAGUUUUGCCAGUUUGUAUAUACACUUAUUUGCCUUAACAUUACAAUAUUUGCCUUUGUCUGUCGAGCAAGUUACUAUUGUGUGAAAUGCAUGUUCUCAUGUUUUUGCACAUAAAAUUCUCAGUUGUUUACAUUGGCUGUAUAAACCCUCAAGCUAUUCACUUCAGGUACAAUUUCAACUGUCUCACAAAAAAUAUUUUAGGCAAACAUAUAACUUGCAGACAACCUGUAAACUGUAUAUUUCAGCUGCAUAUUUAUAUUUUUCUACAUUAAGAAUAUUUUUGUA